This is a messenger RNA of Vidua chalybeata, 6424 nucleotides long. It is a transcript of the gene ZNF451, whose product is annotated as zinc finger protein 451. The transcript is spliced from 15 exons. NCBI's taxonomy places the organism in Eukaryota, Metazoa, Chordata, Aves, Passeriformes, Viduidae. Gene Ontology annotation, biological process: regulation of transcription by RNA polymerase II. Gene Ontology annotation, molecular function: sequence-specific DNA binding; DNA-binding transcription factor activity, RNA polymerase II-specific. Bases 247 to 3465 code for a protein of 1072 amino acids. The record is from RefSeq and is a predicted model, not a curated record. Gene Ontology annotation, cellular component: nucleus.
GCAACCCCCGCCGUUGUUUUGCAGCAGGAAGCUCAGCCCUGUGUCGCGGUCCUAGAGCGGCCCAAAGCAGCCGCAGCUGCUGAAAACGCCCGAGCUCGCCCGCAGCUGUUACGGGCCGGCCUCGGCUCGUCGGUGGCUGAGCGCCGCUAGGCUGGAGCUCGGGUCUCGGCUCUUACUGGGGUUUCAAGUUCAGGCAUGUCCUUGGGCUGCUACACUGCAGCUACGGCUGCUGAAGGAGUGUAGAUAAUGGAGCCUCAUAACUCUGAUAGCUUUCACAAGAGUAAAUCACCAGCUUCUGGAAGUGAAGAUGAAAUUGAGUUCAUUGGAGAAGGACCUUUAAGGCCCGUCCUUGAAUGCAUUGAUCUCGUCAGCAGUGAGGAUGAAGAGCCUAACAGCAGUUCUUAUUUUCAUAGAAAUACUAAGCGUAAGGAUCACAUUGACUAUCAGAAGGAACGAGUUGCAUCAACCCUGGAUCGUCUGGCACGCCAUGUUGAAGUAGAGAAACAGCAAAAAGAAGAGAAAAACAAAGCCUUUAAGGAGAAAGUUGAUUCCCAAUAUGCUCAUGGGUUGCAAGAACUAGAAUUUAUUCGGGAACACAGUGAUACAGAAGCUGCAAGGUUAUGUGUGGACCAGUGGUUAAAAAUGCCAGGUCUGAAACCAGGCUCUGUUAACGGUGGAAGAAGGGCUAUUUUUAAGAGGACAGGUCAGACUCGAGUCAACAGCAGUCCCAAAUGUUGUCCCGUGAUGCAUUGCAACAGACAGUUUGAUAAUGUACAUCUUCUUCUAGGUCAUCUUCAAAGGUUUGAUCAUUCUCCUUGUGACCCAACAGUCACAUUACAUGGACCCCCACAUAAUGCUUUUGCCUGUGUGAUAUGCUGUGAAAGAUUUUCAACCUCUCAGCAGUACAAUGAUCAUCUUUUAUCUAAGCUAAAUGAAAAUGAUGGGCAUAAAAAAGGUACUCCUCCACAGCAUAUUCAGUGUUUUGCAUGCCCAAACUGCUUCUUCCUUUUCACCAAAAGAGAUGAGUGUUGGCAGCAUAUGUCGCAAAAGAAACACUUCCUGCAGGUUUCUGAACUGAGUGAUGCAGUGAAGUCUGGCCAUCCACUACCUUUUCCAUCCUUUGCAAAGAACCUCUUGGUAUCUCUGUGCAAAGAGGUUUCCUUCCAAGUGAAGUGUAUGUCCUGCUUCAAGAUAUUGCGCUCACAUAUGGAAUUAACGGCUCAUUUCAGAACACGUUGUCAUAAUUCUGGACCCAUGGCACUGUCAAAGAAAAGCGUCUCCCAAGUUGCAGAGAUAUUUAAAACGAAAGGUCACUGUGAGAACUGUGAUGAACUGUUUGCUGAUAAGAAUCAGAUGACCCAACACAAACAAACCACUCAACAUAACAUUAGAGUUUUUACUACACUGGAAGAGUCAAUCUUGAUGUUCUGCCAUGUCAAUGGAAAACACAAAAAUCAGUCUCAUUUGGGUUACAUUGUGGAACGGUCAAGACCACUGCUUAAAAGACAUUUGAGUCCAAAUGAGUCCUCCAGUGAAAUGGGGUCUAGUCCUUCAAAACGGAAGAGUAAUUUAAAAGAUAAAAGUGAAGAUAAAGUUGCAAACCAACGUCAAGGUAGUGCUUGCAAAGUAAAAGCCUGGUUUUGUGAAUGCCUUCAAAAGUUUUUUACAGAAGAGUCAGUAGAAAAGCACAUUUUAUCAGCAAAUAGGAUCUGUCAUAAGUGUGCUGUGUGUGGAAAGCUGGUUGAAAAUUCAAGCAUUAUCCGCCUGCAUAUGAGUCGAUUCCAUGGAGGAGCACACUUGACUAAUUUUCUUCUCUGGUGCAGAGCAUGCUCUGUAGAUCUUAGAGAAGAGGAUAUUAUGGGACACGUAACUGAAUUUCAUGGUGGACAUAGUUACUACUAUGAGCAAGAAGCUGUAGAAGAUGAACCUAUGCCAUCUGCUUCUGAUGCAGUGAGCAUUUCUGCAGGCGGAGAUAAAGACUGCAUUUCUGGCCCUGUGGAUCUGUCCCCUGAAAGUGGUCCUGUUGUGGGAAAAUGGCAGUGCCGCAUUUGUGAGGAGAUGUUUGAUUCUGAAGAGAGUGUUCAGCAACAUUGCAUGUCCUUAGAAAGCCAUGCAUUUCACAGGUACUCAUGUGGCAUAUGUAAAAAUCAUUUUCGGAAAGUAGGAACGUUACAGCGGCACUUCCAAGAGCAUCAUAAUCAGGAGAUGCAGACUAAAUACUUCUGUGGCCUUUGUGGUAAUCUCUUCUUCAACACAGAGGAAGAAUUUCUAACCCAUUACAAGGCACUUCAUAGCAUGGACUAUACAUUUGUGCCUGAGCAGGUGGAACUGUCAAUAAAAAAAGAUGAGGACUUCCUCCCAGUCGAACAAGGAGACCGCUUAACCUGUGGUUGCCGGACAACUUACAUCUCCAAAAUAAACAGGAGGAAUGAUCAUGAGAAUUGUCAGAAAGCCAUGCUGCAGAAAGGAAACUUAUGGUUUCGAUGCUGCUUGUGUUCUGCAACGGCACAGAAUAUUGCUGAUAUGAACAGUCAUCUCAAGAGUCACACAUCAGUAAAAUCUAAGGGAGAGAUGUAUGUUGUUAGAUGUGCUGCAUGCAACAAAAACUUUGAUGAUCUUCAAAGCGCACAUCAGCACUAUCACAUGAAACACUGCUUCUUGCAGAAACCUGAUCUGUCAAGUCUUGCAUUAGAAUCAGAAGACACAGUAUUCAAGUUUUCAGCAAGUGGGGCUUGUGUGGUCAGAAAACCUCACAGGCAACAAUUUCAAGCAUCUCCAUCCAAAACUCAGGACAGACCACCAUCUUCGCCUCUGCAGGGCCCAAUAGAGGGAAAUAAAAUAAAAAAUGAGGACUUAGAACACUCUGAACAACUUAGUGAAAAUGGUGAACUUCCUGAUCUUGACUAUCUGAGUACCAUGACUCAUAUUGUGUUGGUGGAUCUGGACAACUGGGGAAGCCUUUUCACAGACCUGCCAGCUAACCUGAACCAAGGGACAUUUAUCUGGGGUUUUCAAGGAGGAUACAGCAACUGGAAGCCUCCAGUGCAUUGCAAAAUUUACAAUUAUCUUAAGAGGAUUGGAUGUUUCUUUCUUCAUCCACGUUGCAGUACCAGAAGAGAAGCAGCAGACUUUGCUCUCUGUGUUCAUGCUGGUCGUCUGGAUGAGCACCUGCCCAAGCAAAUUCCUUUCACUAUUCUUUCUGGAGACAAAAGCUUCCUGGAACUGGAAAACCAGUUUAAAAUGACCCAGCGGUCAGCUCGCAUCCUGAAUCCUCACCACAUUGAAGGAGACAUGAUGUGUGCCUUGCUAAACAGCAUUUCAGAUAUCACAAAAGGUUCAGAUAGUGAAGAGGAUGAAGAUAUGAAGGAAACAGUGAAGCGGAGCUUAGAAGAAACAAAGAAACAGGAAGAACUGCAAGAUGUAGAACUGCAAGAAGCUAUCAAAAGGAGCCUUGAGGAAAUGUAAAUGAAGAUACUUCAGUACACUAACACCAUGCCAUCAGAACUGCUCACAAAAAUGGAAGCUUGUUCUGUCUAUUUAGAAGGGUUCAGAAAUGCCUCUUUUGAAGUGUCUGUAAUUGUUAGAUUAAUAAUCUGAUGUCCUCUGUCAUACUGAUGUACAGCUGGAGUUUAUUCAUAUUCAUUGCAAUGUGUUAUGUUUGAUAAAAAUAAAAUUUUAAGCCUUUUCAUAUUUGUUUCUAAGGGGUGAUGACUAAGUCUCUCCAAUUUAGCUGUUUGAAAUUGUUGCCUAAUUAGUAGGCUGGUCUUACUAGGUAUUUUGGGGUUCCUGGUUGUUCAGGUUUCUUUUCUUAAAUUGGUUCUUGUAUUUAAUUUUUUUGUCACAAAAUGUCAUUGUCUUUAUUUACUUUUUCAUGUGGUCUUUGCAACAGAUAAAAAUAGUAAACUCCAGUUAUCUCAGAUUUGCCUGGCUAAUCUUGUUAUAAAGAGAAGCUUAGAUCCCAGGGUUGUUGAACAUAUGGCCUAACUCUUGCCUGUGGCUGGUUUUACUUCAUAGGCCAUAAUUUUGUCUCUGUCCUAUUUGUUAUAAAUGUCCAAAUCAGGACCACAGGCUGUAUAGUUAGUUUACCAGCUUUAUUUGUAUAAAUGUGUUUACUUUUUCAAUACUGGUAGAGUAUUUGGAUUUGAUGGCUUAAAGUUUGACGACUUCAUUGCCUCUCCCUUACCUAAAGCAGGAACAACCUUUUAAGGGAACAGAAUCUAAAUAAACUUCCUAGUUUCUGUUUGGAAUACAUGUGAGAAAAUUUAAACUGUAAUAUUUCUGUAUACUAUGGUCUUUGCUCUCUUCUGUUCAUGAAGAGGUGGCAUUGGAUAAGUGAAUGUAAAUGUGCUAAUUAUUUUUGUACUGUCCUUACUGUGAAAUUAUUUGUGUUUAAAAUUAUCUGUCAUCUUUCUCAGUUUUGUUUUAAAAUACCUAUGCAAACUGUCUAGCUUUACCAGCCUAUUAUCAUUCAGUUAAUGAUUGCUGUCAAUCAGUAAGAUAUCUCAGUGUAAUAAAAUUCCAGCCUAAUUCUUUUUUAUGAUUCACUCACCUUGAGAGUUUGCUUCUACCUACCUGUUGUAUCCUUAAAUACUCAUUAUGCAAGUAGAUACUUUUUGUGGAGAAUAUGAUGAGGGGAGAGCUGGAUUUUUCUCACUAUUCCAAAGAAUCAGCAUAACUACAGCUGUUUGUCAUCAUGGUUAGAAAAGCUGGAAGACUGACACUGGUGUAUUUCUAAUCAUUACUCUGAUAUAAUUGCUAUCUCUGAAGCAAGUAGAAUGAAGGAAGAAUCUAGUGAGGUAUCUAGCACUCAUUAGCAAUCAUACAGCUUGAAAAAACUGUUCAAAUGCCAGAAAAUAGUUCGAACACUUAGAGUGCAUUUGAGUGUGACUCCCAAGUGUUACAGGGUGAACAGGACCUCUUAGUGGUUUUCCCCUUGUGCCUGUUGCUUGUUUUCCUACUGCCAGUCUUGGAUUAAUUGUACUUCUGAUAAAAUGCAGGUGUGUAGUUUGCACUGCUCCUGAGAAAGCCCUAUUUUGGGAGAUUUUGAGUUGUCUUUAGCUACAUAAUUUACUACUGUAUUUAGCUUAAAUCAGUUCCAGAAUUUUUCCCACCCUUUUUCCCAGUACUUCUGUUAAAGAGUGGAAUGAAACAGAAAACAAUUUUCAUCUUCAAAAGCAUCUCCAUCUAAGUUAUAGAAGCUUUUGGGCAGGUUUUUUUCUAUAUAGAUCCGGAAGUUUCAAAUUCGUUUCACAUGAAAAGAUGUUUCUGAGAAAGUUCUUUGGCUCCAUAGUGUUUAAAACCUGGAUAGAUCUUGAAAGUCUGCUAUGUUAGAAUUUUAUUAUGUGCUUUAUUUUUCAUAACAUUUUAUUCUGUCAUAAAUGUAAAGUUUGCUUGUACCUGAUAGGCCAUGACUUAAUUGGUUGCAUUAAAAAAAAAGUCCUGUGUGCACACAUACUCUGUAUACUUGAAGCUCCACUUAUUAAACACAUUGUGUUGGCCUUGUCAUCUGCUUACCAAAACAAGUGGCAAAUCCCAACCACUGCUGCUUUGGCUUUUAUAAAACAAACUAAAUAGAGUUCUAGUUUCUCUAUUAUUUUUAUAACAGUAGUCUUCAGAAUUAGCAACAUCUUGAAAUUUGGCCUCAUUUUCAAGAAAAUUUUGGUCUCUUUGAGGUUCUCCCUUAAUUCAUAUUUUUCUUUGUGAAAUUUUCUGCCAUCACGGGCUUGUGAUACUUGUUUCCCGAAGAACAGAGAAAAUUGGAUUCUUAAAACACUGCAUGUACAGACAUGUGACUUGUUACUCACCAGCAUCUUGUGGUUGAACACCUUCAACUGAAAAAGUUGUCUUGUAAAUGUGUUUCAGAAUUCAGUGGUUUUGUCUGGUGAGUCUUGUUUAACUGGCUGAAAUUUCUGAGGUUUGUCCUUCAUAUGCUGAGAAAUCUGCCUGCAUUUACAAGCACAACCUGUCUUUUAAAAGGGGCUUGCCCAGUGCAUUUGUACUAGAAGUGAUUUCUCAUGCCCUUUUCAAGAGCAUUUGGUUUUGUGGUGAUGUUUGAGUUCAUCUUUGGUUAGACUGAGUAAUUCAGUAGUGCUUCUUUAUCUUUAAUGAGCAAAAAGUCUAAUCUACCUGACUACCACCAACUGUUCAUUUCAGUGCUCCUAAGUUCUGAAUGGCAUAUGUGUUAAGUUUUACAAGACUGAAAUUGUGACAAUUUGAGAUUGGUAUAAGGCUCUUAAUUCUUUGGUGCUCUGUGUACCAAAUUCUUACGAAACAAAAUCCCUUUUUGGUCAUAUUCAGAUACAAGGUGAGCCGACAAAUAAGCCAGUGCAACUGUUAGUAAAGUCACUGGAGCACUGAAGUGUUAUAUCUGCCUGGUUGCUUCUGUUACUUAAUAAUAUUAAAAAGAGAGAUUGGCUGACUCUAA